AUGAGGGCCUCAGAGCAGUUCGUGUCACAUCGUGUGUAUCAGGUUACUAGAGAAUGCCAGGGUAACACUAUUGAAGAUCAACGAUUAAGGAUUGAUUGGAAGGCCUAUAGUACUAAGAUCUUUUUAAGACCUAAACGUUGUACUAACUGUUUGGCCUUUGGACAUUCAAAAAGAUUUUGUGAGAAUGUCAAAAUAUGUGCCGCCUGCUCUAAGGAGCAUGGAAAGGAAGAUUGUCAAAAGCCUUUGAAUGUGAUUACGCUGCAAGAGCCCUAUACUAUUAAGGGUAAGAUUGCUCAUCUACUUGGAAAUUGGAGAGUUGUAGGAAUUGAUAAUGGCAGGACUGGUAUUAUUGUUGCGGAUAGCAAUUUAGAGUUUACAGUAGAUGUACUUCAGGAUUGUAUUGUCGCAAUCACUGUUUUCCUGGAUCAAGUUAAAUUAGCUCUUAUUUCAGUUUAUUUUUCACCUGCAGAGGAUUUGGAGAUGCAUUUAUUUCAACUUGAAAAUGUUUUUAAACUCUAUACUUAUGAUUUUAUAGUUGUUGGUGAUUUUAAUUCCAAGAAUUUUAAUUGGGGAGCUAGGGAAAUGGAUCAAAGAGGAGUUUUAACUUACUAUUUUAUCGUACAAUAUAAUUUGAAGCUUUUAAAUAUUCAAGAUUUUACUCCAACCUUUUUUUCCUCUGUGGGGAGUGGCUGGACUGACCUUGCACUUUGUUCAUCUGGUAUGGAUAUCAGUAAUGUUAAAUAUGAAGUUCUAGAUUUGGAUACCCUUAGCGACCACAGAUAUAUUUUGAUUAAUUUGAAUGAUAUUAAAGUCAAUAGUUACAUUAGAAAGAAGUACUCUAGAAACAUUAAAAGAAUUGAAAUAAUAGUGAAGAAGAGUCGCAGGGAUAUUUUUGAUAUUGAAGACAAAGUUAGUUGUUCCUCCAACGCUUUAGAGUUGAAUAAUUGUAUUAGUGAAAUGGAGAGACUGUUGAUUAGUAAUAUGAAUAGAUAUCUAUUGAUUAAGAAGACCUUGCAACAUAAGAACUAUACCGUAUGGUGGGCUAAUGAAUUGGACAGUCUUAGAAGGAAAUUAAGAGCCUCUAGGAAAAGCUACCAAGUUAAAAACAUUCCUGAUGAGUUGCGAUUGCUACAAAUAAAAGAAGACAACAUAUUAUUUUGGAUAGGGAAGAUAAGAAUAAUGAUUCAGUCGAACAGUACUAUGACUAUUCUCCGCAGUGCUUUGAAAUUGGAUGAGGGCCAUUCCGGUGGAGUGGAGGACUCUGUGAUGAGAGACUCUUAUGAAGAAGAUAUAGGACAUGAAGAAAAUAGUCAGGAUUAUAGAGAAGUUUAUGAUUCCCCUUUUACGUACGAAGAAAUUUAUUGUGUGAUUUCAAGAUUAAGAACAAGAUCUGCUCCUGGUUUGGAUGGGAUAGCUGGAUCCGUUAUUGAAGGUAAAGAAAGAACGAACAAAAAGUCAAAAGAAGUAGACAAUAAAGCACGGUGCUUGCCUUUAUGGGGUCCCAUGUUUGUAGCAGGAAUAG
Stegodyphus dumicola is the source of this 1522-nucleotide messenger RNA. RefSeq lists its product as uncharacterized. Lineage: Eukaryota; Metazoa; Arthropoda; Arachnida; Araneae; Eresidae. The record is from RefSeq and is a predicted model, not a curated record.